GAAAACACUUGAAACGCAGGCGCAUUCUGAAUUCAACAAAUAUCUAGUAGCAGCAGCUAGUGCUUUGAAAGCUCACGCUAGCCAACAUGCAAAUGGCUGACAGAGUAAUUUCGGCUGUUUCGGAUUAUCCCGAGUUGUAUAACAUAACUUUAAACUCGUACAAGGACUCACAGAGAAAGGCAAGGGCAUGGAGGGCUGUAAGUCUGCAAGUGGAAAUGCCUGUUGAUGACUGUCAGAAGAAAUGGAAGAACCUGAGGGACACCUUUGUCAGAUUCAAGCGGGCUGAGCAGCAGAGGAAAGCCUCUGGGGAGCCAGAUAGUCACAAGAAGAACUGGAUGCACAGCAGGAGAAUGUCCUUCCUCACCCCCUUCAUCCAGGCCAAGGGCUGGCAAGGAGACACCUCAGGUGACUUGGAGGAUGAGGAGUGGGGAGAGGAUGAUAAGGAAAGGGAGAGGAACGGGGAAAGUGCCACAGAAGGCGUGGAUAAUAAAUCAGCCUUCAUUAUCCACGAGAUCGAGGGGGACCAGGCAGACGAUGAAGAUGCUCCCUCUCCUGACACUGCGUCGGGAUCCAAUGGGCCCAGCCAGAAGAGGAGGUGGCAGAUGGAUGGGAUGGAUGGAAUGGAGGACAUAGAGGACGAGAUGUUCUUCUUUAGUUUGCUCCCGUAUCUUAGGAAGCUCCCCCAUAGAAAGAAGAGUGCUGUAAAACUGAAAAUACACCAACUUUUACAUGAAGCAGCAUUCCAAUAACCCACUGCCCCGCCACGCCCCCUCCUUCCCUCAAUUCUGUUUCCACUAUUUUGUAAAGCAUAAGCCUACAUUUUGUCAUGUUACCAACUAUUAUUCUAUACUCAGUUUGAUACUUUGCCUGUUGUUUAUGGUGAUUGCAAGGUCAAUUGUUAACAAAUAAAUACUUUAUACAUUU
Molecule: messenger RNA, 924 nt
Organism: Coregonus clupeaformis (lake whitefish)
Lineage: Eukaryota; Metazoa; Chordata; Actinopteri; Salmoniformes; Salmonidae
Exons: 2
Coding region: 87-749 (220 amino acids)
Biological process (GO): regulation of transcription by RNA polymerase II
Cellular component (GO): nucleus; transcription regulator complex
Molecular function (GO): DNA binding
Source: RefSeq, a predicted model, not a curated record